Messenger RNA from Anisakis simplex (herring worm), 201 nucleotides. The record is from the annotation of a GenBank genome assembly. Lineage: Eukaryota; Metazoa; Nematoda; Chromadorea; Rhabditida; Anisakidae.
AUGAAAUUCAAUUUCCUUCCAUCUCAAGGACAACAGGAUAGUGAGUUGGCCGCUUAUUGUCGCAAUAGACUAGAAAGUGGAUCGAAGAAGAAACUGUGGUUUGAUCAAAGAAGGUCUGAUGGCAUUGAUCGAAACAUGCGAGUUGUAGCGAUUGUGCGACUCGUAACACCACAGCAACAGUGGCCAAUGGACGUUGGUUGA